CUGCCCACACUGACAUGUGUUGCCUGGAAAUACUUGGGCCUCCCUACCCAUCACUCAGAAGUUGCCUUCUCUGGGGAAGGGCAUAAAGCAGGAAAUUAAGAAUAGCAUCACAGGAAGGCAACACACAUCCCGUAUCAUUAGGUGGGAUGUUUUGCAUUCAAGAGCAGCUUGUCAGAAAAUAGUCCCUGCUUCAAGGGAUGCCUCUGGACAUGGGGCAGCUAAGGCCCACUAUAAAAGCCAGCCCAGCUCUGUGCUCUCUCAUCCACUUCUCUGGCCUUCUUCUUGUUGGGAUCCAGGUGAGUGUUCACCUCCUGCCACCAGACAUGUCCUGCUACGACCAGUGCCGGCCAUGCCAGCCCUGUGGCCCGACCCCGCUGGCCAGCAGCUGCAACGAGCCCUGCGUCAGGCAGUGCCAGAACUCCACCAUUGUCAUCCAGCCCUCUCCCGUGGUGGUGACCCUGCCCGGCCCCAUCCUCAGCUCCUUCCCGCAGAACACGGCUGUGGGAUCCUCCACCUCUGCUGCCGUUGGCAGCAUCCUCAGCUGUGACGGCGUCCCCAUCAACUCUGGGUGCUGUGACCUCUCCUGCAUUACCAGCCGCUACUGUGGCAGCAGGUGCCGCCCCUGCUAAAGAUGCCAGACAGUGCCCCAGACCAGGACCCCGGGAACUCAGAACAUACUGCUGGACAAAAAUGUAUGGAAGAACAAACUUUGUGCUGUUGUUUUAAGAGGACCUGACCAUCUCUGGCUUGUCUUGUAAUGUCAGACAGGAAGGGGCCAGUCUGGCUUCUCUGACAACAUGGCUAAUGUUUACCUUUUUUGUUUCCUACUCAUUCUGUUUCUCUCUUUUCUUUGUUGCCCUCUGCUCCCCUUCAAGCUCUCUGUGAGGCCCCCAGAAACUAGCCUGGAGAGACCUGCUAGCCUGUCCCCAUACAUGGGCCAGGUAGAUGGGGCAACUGUGCCAAAGGAAAAGUUGAACAGAUUUUUGUCUGCUCGUCCUGCGCUGUGUUGUGGGGACUUCAUCUUGGAGUCACCUCAUUUCCCUCCUGAGACUCAAUAAACAUUUGCAGCAACCCUGAGUAUGUUCUAGUCUGAUCUUUCCAUCUGCAGAAAUGGACAGGGGAGAAAGCUAUUUUUCUGGUGGGAUUUAUCUGGGGGCACUACCUCUCUCUUUUGGGCAUUGGAGGGUGGGACGUACUGCAGCAAUUCAUCUUUCAGGCACUGUCUCUUG
Anas platyrhynchos (mallard) is the source of this 1229-nucleotide messenger RNA. The record is from RefSeq and is a predicted model, not a curated record. NCBI's taxonomy places the organism in Eukaryota, Metazoa, Chordata, Aves, Anseriformes, Anatidae.